Coffea eugenioides is the source of this 1334-nucleotide messenger RNA. Its product is annotated as galactinol synthase 1-like. The record is from RefSeq and is a predicted model, not a curated record. The coding region runs from base 118 to 1134 and encodes 338 amino acids. Gene Ontology annotation, molecular function: glycosyltransferase activity. Lineage: Eukaryota; Viridiplantae; Streptophyta; Magnoliopsida; Gentianales; Rubiaceae. The transcript is spliced from 4 exons.
UGCCAUUGAUGAACCCAGCAACGAAGGCAUCCCCCUCCUCCUAGGUUUUUGCUAAUUUACUUCCCCAACACUCCUCGAAAAGCAUUCCCAUCCACCCCGACAACAUCAAGCUUAGCCAUGGCCCCUCAAGAAGUACCCGCAGAAGCCUUCACCGCCGCAGGGAAAGUCUCAACACUCAGCAACACAGGCUACUCGAAGAGAGCGUACGUUACAUUUUUAGCUGGAAAUGGUGACUACGUGAAAGGAGUGGUUGGAUUGGCUAAAGGUCUGAGGAAGGUUAACAGUGCCUACCCCCUUGUGGUUGCCAUCCUCCCAGAUGUUCCCGAGGAACAUCGGGAAAUAUUAAGGUCACAGGGUUGCAUUGUUCGUGAAAUUGAGCCCAUUUACCCUCCUGAAAAUCAGAUUCAGUUUGCUAUGGCUUACUAUGUCAUCAAUUAUUCCAAGCUCCGCAUAUGGAACUUUGAGGAGUACAGCAAGAUGAUCUACCUAGACGCAGACAUCCAAGUUUAUGACAACAUCGACCAUCUGUUUGACGCAGCAGAUGGAUACUUUUAUGCAGUGAUGGAUUGCUUCUGCGAGAAGACAUGGAGUAAUUCCCCACAGUACUCCAUUGGAUAUUGCCAACAGUGCCCGGACAAAGUUACCUGGCCAGCUGAUAUGGGUUCACCUCCUCCUCUGUAUUUCAACGCUGGCAUGUUUGUCUUUGAGCCCAGCCGUUUGACCUACGAAAAUCUGCUUGAAACUCUCCAAAUCACUCCGCCAACACUAUUUGCAGAGCAGGAUUUCUUGAACAUGUUCUUCCAAACUACGUACAAACCCAUUUCUUUGGCGUACAAUUUGGUUCUAGCGAUGCUUUGGCGCCAUCCGGAGAACGUGGAACUCGAUGAAGUUAAAGUGGUUCACUACUGCGCUGCGGGAUCAAAACCAUGGAGGUACACAGGCAAAGAAGCUAAUAUGGACAGAGAAGAUAUCAAGAUGUUAGUUCAGAAAUGGUGGGAUGUCUACAAUGAUGCUUCCCUUGACUUCAAGGCUGAAGACCCUGUCCCAGAGGAAGAGACCUUCUCCAGACCAUCAAUCAUGGCCUCCAUGCCUGAGCCUGCAUUAUCCUACGUCCCAGCUCCCUCUGCAGCUUAGAAUAAGCGUAAAUCCAAAGACUUGGGAGUGUGUGUCCAACAUUGGUGCAAAUCAAUCCUAUGCUUUACCGUAUACUUUGGCCAUAUAUGUAGUUCAAUGCUGGUUUAUAUCACAACCAAAUAAAUAUCUAGCAUUGAAAAGGAGCGUGUAAUUUCUCUGUAAUUCACCAAUAAAUCGCAAUCAAAUAAUCUCUUUCUUAA